Polyodon spathula (Mississippi paddlefish) is the source of this 2714-nucleotide messenger RNA. Its product is annotated as transcription factor E4F1-like. Gene Ontology annotation, molecular function: DNA-binding transcription factor activity, RNA polymerase II-specific; RNA polymerase II cis-regulatory region sequence-specific DNA binding. The transcript has 14 exons. The coding region runs from base 80 to 2344 and encodes 754 amino acids. NCBI's taxonomy places the organism in Eukaryota, Metazoa, Chordata, Actinopteri, Acipenseriformes, Polyodontidae. Gene Ontology annotation, cellular component: nucleus. Gene Ontology annotation, biological process: regulation of transcription by RNA polymerase II. The record is from RefSeq and is a predicted model, not a curated record.
UUGUUAUGACGACCAAGUCGUAAAUCCGCCAUGUUUUCCUGGUCGCGGAGUUGCGACAGAGACGGAGAGUCUGGACGAAAUGAAUGUAGAAAAUAAUAAUACGGCAGAAACAGAAAGCGAUCCGGCGGUACCCGGCAACAUCAUCACAAUCCACACCACACUCGGGGACGAAGAUGAAGAUGUGCACAAAUGUGGCCGCUGUCAGUGCGAAUUCACCUGUCUGGAGGCUUUCAUACAACACAAACUGCAAAACAACUGCCAGCGCAGCCAUGAAGUUAUGCCCUCCAGCUUGGGAAGCAAGCCCAGUCAAGAGGACAGCCAGGUUGUGCUGUCAGAAGGAAUUACAGUUGCAGCUAUAGUAGUGAAUGAUACUAAUGUGCUGUCAGACAAAGUUGGAAGAUCAACAACCAUAGAAGGUGGGAAAGCUAAAGCUGAGGUUUGUACUAGCUUGCAGCAGCACCAGGGUGAGGCGUCAAAGAGGGCUGGCGAGGACGGGGAGGGAGAGACCAGCCAAGACAGCACAGAAGAGGGCAGCAAGGUGGAGGCCGUGAAUGCCAAGAUGACAGUUAACAGAGACGGGCGUUAUGUGUGCCAGCUCUGCAAAAAGACUUUCAAAACGGCCAAUAUCCUGAGAGCACAUCUAAGUACCCACAGUGAUAGGAAAAACUUCAUCUGUAAGCUUUGUGGGAAUGCCUUCAGGACAAAGGGCUCUUUGAUUCGCCACAAUCGACGACACACAGAUGAGCGGCCCUAUAGAUGUAACAUGUGUGGGUUAUGCUUCAGAGAGUCUGGAGCGUUGACCCGACAUCUAAAGUCUAUCACACCUUGUACUGAGAAGAUACGCUUCCACCAGUGCAAAGAGAUACUAGUUCAUAAAGAUGGCCUUCCGAAAGUGUCUAGUGAUAAAGAAUUUGAUAUUGUUCCUACUCCUUCCAUUGAUCCUAUAGAAGUACAGCAAUCUCUAAUCAGUGUUGUGACUGACUCUGAGGAGAAUGUUCUUCCAGAAGUCCAGGUGCAAAUGGAAGUGGACAGCACUGAACAAACCCAACAGACCCCUGAGGUGCCUGAGGAGCCACAGAAGAUAGAUGGUGACAAUCUGAUUAGCCAGGCAAUAAUCAAUUCAGGGAUAACCAUUGAAACUGUGAAGGAUGACACUAUGGUGAAACAUACUGAGGAACCAACAUCUGGAACAGAGGAAACUGAGGUUAGGAUGGGCGAGAUACAAGUCACGGAAGAGUGCGUUGAAACGGACACUUUGGACACAGAAUCCUCAAGCCGCCAAAGUGACCCUAAAACCUACAAGUGUCCACACUGUAAUCGAGUCUUUAGUGGACCAAGUUACCUUCGUUUGCACAUUAAAGGUCACUUGGGACAUAGGCCAUUUAAAUGCUUGGACUGUGAGAAAGAGUUCAUCACGUGGUACCUCCUGAAGAAGCACAUGGAGUCUCACGUCAGAGAGAGACGCUUUAAGUGUGGGGAGUGCGGGAAGUUGUACAAGACCAUCGGACACGUUAGGGAGCACAUGAGGGCACACUCUGACGAGCGGCCCUACUCCUGCUCAGAAUGUGGCAAGGGCUACAAGACUAAGAACGCGUUGCAGGUACAUGUACGGACUCACUUUAACGAGAAGCCCUACAUGUGCCAGUUCUGCUCGCGGGGUUUCAGGGAAAAGGGCUCUCUGGUGCGGCACAUCCGCCACCACACUGGAGAAAAACCAUUUAAGUGUAACAAGUGUGGACGCGGCUUUGCAGAGCACGGCACACUCAACCGACACCUCCGAGCCAAAGGAGGGUGCUUUGCGGGAAUGAAGGAUUGUAAGCAGGUAGAGGUUUCUGAGGAAGACCAUUCUGCAGACAAUGUUGCUGCAGCCAUCAUCUCUGAAGACCCUCAUACUGUUCUGGUAGAGUUCUCCUCUGUUGUGGCUGACACACAGGAAUACAUCAUUGAAACACCAGGUGAAUCGGGUGAAGACGUUGGACUCGUACAGGAUGGCAGCCAUCAGGUUGGAAGCCACAUAAUGAAGGUGGUACAGCAAAUAGUGAAUCAAGCCAACUCCGGACACCAGAUUAUUGUUCAGAAUGUCACAAUGGAUGAAAAUGCCGGUAUGUCUGCAGACUGCACGGACACCAUCACCAUAGCAACGCCAGAGAGCCUCACAGAACAGGUCGCCAUGACGCUGGCCACUGCCAUCAGUGAUGGCACCAUACUGACAACAGAGGGCAGCCUGGGUACUGGGGAUGGGACUGUCACCAUGGUAGCUUCACAGGACAUUGAGGUAAUGGAGCAAACUGAGGAGUAUGUCAUUGCUUCACCAGAAGUGGAGAUUCAGACAGUCAUCAUUUAAGAUUAACCAUAGUUUAUUGGAUGCUUGAGAUUCACUAUUAUAUAAAUUACUAUUCUGUGCAUAAUGUCAUAUUUUGUUAUGAAAUAAAGUGGUUAUACAGGGAGGCUUUAAGCCAUAUAAUUGCAACAUAUUCAUGUGUUUACACUGAUUUUGUUACUCCAUGAUGUUAAAAUAAUGACGCUUUAGUUUUGUCUGCACGUGUGUACCGUCUUACACAAUUACAGCUGUAAUAGUCUAGUCCACAAGGGGGACCCAUUCUCAGUCUUGGCUUCUGAAGUCACAUUCUUCUGGUGAGCUGUGCAACAGCAGCUGAGUCAACACUGACACAUUGAAGCAACUCAUUCAGGGAAUAGGUGACAAGCCUUCCAAA